GGAUCCUGUUUACGAUGCUGGUAUUUGGACCAGCCUGUGGAUUUAUCUUGGGCUCCUUCUGUACCAAAAUCUAUGUGGAUGCUGUCUUCAUUGACACAAGUAAGCUGGACAUCACCCCAGAUGACCCUCGGUGGAUCGGUGCAUGGUGGGGAGGCUUCCUGCUGUGUGGUGCCUUACUCUUCUUCUCGUCCCUGCCGAUGUUCGGGUUCCCACAGUCCUUGCCCCCGCGGCCGGAGCACGCUGGGGAGAGCGAGCAGGCCAUGCUUCCCGAGAGGGACUAUGAGAGACCCAAGCCAAGCAACGGGGUCCUGCGGCACGCGCUGGAUGGGGAGACCAGCACGAGCUGCUUCCAGCAGCUACGAGUGAUCCCCAAAGUAACUAAGCACUUGCUCUCCAAUCCUGUCUUCACCUGUAUCAUCCUGGCAGCCUGCAUGGAGAUCGCAGUGGUGGCCGGCUUCGCCGCCUUCCUGGGAAAGUACCUGGAGCAGCAGUUCAACCUCACCACCUCAUCUGCCAACCAGCUCCUGGGGAUGACAGCAAUCCCAUGUGCAUGUCUGGGCAUAUUCCUGGGUGGCCUCUUGGUGAAGAAGCUCAGCCUGUCUGCUCUGGGAGCCAUCAGGAUGGCCAUGCUGGUGAACCUGGUGUCUACAGCUUGCUACGUGUCCUUCCUGUUCCUGGGAUGUGACACAGGACCUGUGGCAGGAGUUACUGUUCCCUAUGGAAACAACUCAACUCCAACCUCAUCUCUGGACCCAUAUUCCCCCUGCAAUAACAACUGUGAAUGCCAAACUGAUUCCUUCACUCCAGUCUGUGGGGCAGACGGGGUCACAUACUUAUCUGCCUGCUUUGCUGGCUGCAGCAGCACGAACCUCAGUGGCUGUUCCUGCCUCACCUCGGUCCCUGCCGAAAAUGCCACCGUCGUUCCUGGCAAAUGCCCCAGCCCCGGCUGCGAAGAGGCCUUCUUGACAUUCCUCUGCGUGAUGUGCGUUUGCAGCAUGAUCGGGGCCAUGGCGCAGACACCGUCAGUCAUCAUCCUCAUCAGAACCGUGAGCCCCGAACUCAAGUCUUACGCCUUGGGAGUGCUUUUCCUGCUUCUCCGUUUGCUAGGUUUUAUCCCACCUCCGCUGAUCUUUGGGGCUGGAAUUGACUCAACGUGUCUGUUCUGGAGCACGUUCUGUGGCGAGCAAGGAGCCUGCGCGCUAUACGACAACGUGGUCUAUAGAUACCUGUAUGUUAGUAUUGCUAUAGCCCUGAAGUCUUUUGCAUUCAUCUUAUAUACAACCACCUGGCAGUGCUUGAGGAAAAACUAUAAAAGGUACAUCAAGAACCACGAAGGUGGUCUCAGCACUAGUGAGUUUUUUGCCUCUACUCUCACCCUAGACAAUCUGGGGCGGGACUCAGUGCCCCAAAAUCAAUCACAUAGGACAAAAUUUAUCUAUAACCUUGAAGAUCAUGAGUGGUGUGAAAAUAUGGAGUCUGUUUUAUAGUGACUGUGGAGGGGUGAACUAUAUUAAUAAUACAAGGGUCCUUUUUAUUAAAAACGAGAAGAAAGUGAGAAUGGAGAAACACAACGGCAAAACACCAACAGCAACACAGGAAACUUUUGUCUUUUUUCUCAAAGUCAGACCCAGCCAAGAUUCUUGAGAUCAGCAUCUUCUAAUGGGAUCACUUGUGAAAUCCUGUGGGAUGAUGGAGAAAGCAGGGAGCCACUGUGGCUGGGUACCAGCCCCUUUGAUGACAGUACGAGCUUCCACGAAGGGCAUCUGCAAAGGUUCAUCAAAGAGCUCAGCCAAGGGACAGGCUUGGGCGUGAGGCACAGAGAAAGCAAGGUGAUAACGGCAACGCUGG
This is a messenger RNA of Antrostomus carolinensis (chuck-will's-widow), 1848 nucleotides long. It is a transcript of the gene SLCO3A1, whose product is annotated as solute carrier organic anion transporter family member 3A1. Lineage: Eukaryota; Metazoa; Chordata; Aves; Caprimulgiformes; Caprimulgidae. The record is from RefSeq and is a predicted model, not a curated record. Gene Ontology annotation, cellular component: basolateral plasma membrane. Gene Ontology annotation, biological process: prostaglandin transport; transmembrane transport; sodium-independent organic anion transport. Gene Ontology annotation, molecular function: protein binding. The transcript has 8 exons. The annotation marks the transcript as partial.